AUGCACUUCACCACGCCCCUCCUCGCCGCCCUCGCAGCCUCCGUCUCCGCCCACGGCGUCGUCACCGAAAUCAAAGGCGCCAACGGCGUGACCAUGCCCGGCCUAUCCAUCCAAGACGGCACACCACGGGACUGCUCAUCCAACCGCUGCGGCUCCCAAGCCGACACAUCCAUCAUCCGCGACCGCGAAAUCGCCAGCGGCAAAGCCACCCCGCUCGGCCGCACCCAAGGCAACGGGCCCGUCGUCGCCGAAGUCAUGGUCGCCGCCUUCAUGGGGACUGGCAACGCACCACCCGCCAACGAGGGCGCGUCCGGCAGCGUCGGCGUCGAGGACAAUAUCCAGCAGCCGGCGGGCGGUCAGAAGAGGCGCCAGUUAUUCAGCGGCCUCUUCGGCGGGGGGCGGAACCGCAAUGGCAAUGGUAAUGGUAAUGCCAGAGGUGGUGGUGCUGCUACGGGCCUCACUGGCCUGCUGGGCGGCGGCGGUGACAAGGCGGAUGGACCGCCUGAAGCCGGUGUCGCUGCUGCGCAGGGAGCGGGCGCUACGUCUGGUCUUCCGACGUGCUCGGAUGACGGCGUUGUCACUAUGACUCUUCGCCAGAUCAACCAAGACGGCGCCGGCCCCUUCACCGCCGACGUCGACGGCACAUCCGGCGGCACCGACGAAUCCGCCAUGCAGCCCGCGACCGUCAUCAAGGACGUCCCGGGUAUCGGCUUCCAGGGCCUCUCGCUGGCCACGAACACGGAUUUCGAGAUGCAGGUCCAGAUGCCCGCGGGCAUGACGUGCGAUGCCACCGUCGCUGGGACGCCGAAUGUCUGCGUCAUGCGGGUCCGGAAUGGCGCUGCGGCGGGUCCGUUCGGUGGGUCGGUUGCGUUUACGCAGAGUGCGGCGAGCAGGAAGAGGGCGAUUGCGUAUAGGCUUAAGAAGCGCAUGGAGAUUGGCGGGCAGUUUUGA
This is a messenger RNA of Westerdykella ornata, 951 nucleotides long. RefSeq lists its product as uncharacterized. Lineage: Eukaryota; Fungi; Ascomycota; Dothideomycetes; Pleosporales; Sporormiaceae. The record is from RefSeq and is a predicted model, not a curated record. The coding region runs from base 1 to 951 and encodes 316 amino acids. The transcript is spliced from 3 exons.